CAAGCAAACUUUGUAUGUCAACCAGUUCGGAAAUAAAUCUUGUAGUGCACACACGCGUCUCAUUUAAAUCCCAAAAGACUGGUACAUAAUAGUGGCGACAGGACUGGGUUUUAAGUGCAUUACAUUAAUAAUAUUAUUUUAAAAAUGUCGGUCGGAAAAUUGGGCGAGUUUAAUGUGGAAAGUGGAAAUUGGCAGUUAUAUUGUGAUCGGUUACAAAUGUACUUUCUGGUGAACAAUGUGGACGAUAAGUUACAGUUACCAACAUUAAUCUCAAUCGUGGGUGAAGCCGCAUACGAACUCAUGGUUAAUUUGUGCUCACCUAAAAAACCAGCGGAAAAAACUUAUAAGGAAGUGGUGGAACUAAUGUCUACGCAUUUACAACCUACCCCGUCAAUGUUAGCGGAGAGGUUUAAGUUUCGCCAAUAUAGACAAUGUGAAGGCCAAUCUAUUGCUCAAUUUGUGGAACAGUUAAAGAAAUUAUCGCGUUUUUGUGACUUUGGGACCGAACUCGACAGUAAUAUGCGGGACCAGUUUGUGUGCGGGCUGUGCAGUGACGGUAUUAGACAACGGCUGUUUGUGGAAAAAAAAUUGACUUUCUCAACGGCAACGGCGAUCGCGUUAUCGUUAGAGGCGGCGGAACGGGACGCUUUGGCAGUUGAAACUACCGGCGUUAAUUUUAUAAAAAAACCGCCGGUGAGAAGAACAACGGGGUGUUGUGUGGCCUGUGGAGAUUUUCGACAUAAGGUGGAAAACUGUAAAUUUCGGGACUAUGUGUGCAGUCGGUGCAAAAAUGUAGGACAUUUGCGGCGAAUGUGCUCGUUGGCGGAGGUAAACGACGGUGACCGUAAAACGACCUUUAACGGCUCGUUUACGUCAUCGAGAGGCGGCGGCCGAGCGGGCGCUCGGAGCACCUACCGGGGCCGCGGUGCAGCACGGGGCGGCGGAAGACAAUUCUACAUGGGACAAGCCACGGAGAACAAGUCAUCGACGGCGGCGGCGGGUCGGUCGGACUCGCGGGACACCGGGAACCGGCAGGGUGACGUCACGGGCAUGUCGACCGAAUAUGUCCAGGACGAUGAAGCGGACCAGGAGAGUGGUGACUAUGAAGAACCCAUGUUCCAGAUGUCCUUAGCAAAGUAUAGACCGAUUUAAAGAAGUGUUUGAACCCGGACUCGGGUGUUUCACGGGAGGGCGAGCGAGCCUGCGGCUGCGGGCGGGGGCGGAGCCGGUGUUCUGCCGCGCGCGGCCGCUGCCGUACGCGCUGCGCGAGCGCGUCGACGCCGAGCUCGACGCCAUGCUGGCCAGCGGCGUCAUCGAGCCCGUGGAGCACUCCGACUGGGCCACUCCUCUGGUAAUCGUACACAAGCCGGAUGGUUCUUUACGUCUCUGUGCAGAUUUUAAAACUACUUUAAACAGGGUUUUGUUGGUAGAUAAAUAUCCAGUUCCGAAAAUAGAAGACUUAUUUACUCUUUUAAAUGGCAGUCAAUAUUUUACAAAAAUUGACUUAUCACAAGCGUACAAUCAAGUUUUGUUAGAUGACAGUAAAGAAAAUGAUUGUACAGGUCUAACGGUCAUUAAUACGCAUAAAGGUUUGUUCAAAUAUAAAAGAUUAGUGUACGGACUAGCGUCUAGCCCAGGUAUAUUCCAAAGAAUAAUGACUAAUCUGUUUAGAGAGCUACCAAACGUAACUGUGUUCUUAGAUGAUAUCCUGAUUUCAAAUACUACUAGAAUAGACCACGAAAAAAGCAUAGAAAAAGUCUUUAAAAUAUUAAAGGAAAAUGGGUUAAAGAUAAAGAAACAGAAGUGUGAAUUUUUUUCUCACCAAGUAAAAUAUUUAGGUUACGUAAUAGAUAGGGACGGUGUGCGAGUAGAUCCAAGUAAACUGGAACCAAUAAUCCAGAUGACAGCACCUACAACCGUGUCGGAAUUGAAAUCUUUUCUAGGAAUGGUCAAUUUUUACGGUAAAUUCAUUAAAAAUUUAAGCGUUUAUCUGGCUCCUCUGUUUGACUUGUUAAAGAAAAAUAACAGAUGGUCAUGGGGUAGUACCGAGCAAAGAGUUUUUGAAAAGGUGAAGGGCCUGUUGAAAAGCGCGGGCGUGCUGGCACACUACGACGCGUCGCGCGCCGCGGUGCUGACGUGCGACGCCGGCCCGCGCGGGCUGGGCGCCGUGCUGGCGCAGCGCGCCGCCGACGGCCGCGAGCGCGUCGUGGCCUACGCCUCGCGCGCGCUCACCCCAGCGGAGCUCAAUUAUAGCCAAAUCCACAAGGAAGCCUUGGCCAUAGUAUUCGCGGUGAAGAAAUUUCACCAAUAUCUUUAUGGUAGGAAAUUUACACUUCGGACCGACCAUAAACCGCUCGUGAGCAUAUUCGGUCCGAAUUUAGGCAUACCUAACAUGACAGCGAGUAGAUUACAACGGUGGGCCAUUAUUUUAUCAGCUUAUGACUUUUCCAUAGAGUACAUUAAAUCAGAGGAGAAUACGGCGGACGCACUUUCACGUUUAAUAGCCGCACACAAGGAAAGCCGUGAUAGUUCAGGGGACAGGGAUAUAGAACAAACUUAUCUACACUUCGCUACCGAAGCAUUAUUAUUGAGUAACGAAACUAUAAAAAAAGAAACGCAAAAAGACCCAUUAUUAGGUAGAAUUAUAAGUUACAUACAAGAUGGUUGGCCUGCCGAUGUUGAUAUUAAAGAACUUAAACCAUAUUUUAAUAGGAAGUCGGAACUAUACCUAGAAAUGGGUUGCAUUAUGUGGGGACAUCGUUUAGUAAUCCCUAAUGUCUGCAGAGACAAAGUAUUGAGAGAACUGCAUGACACACAUACAGGUAUAGUUAAAAUGAAAAGCCUGGCCAGGAGCUACGUGUGGUGGCCCGGGCUGGACGAGGCCAUCGAGCGCCAGUGCGGCGCGUGCGGCGUGUGCGCGGCGCUGAGCGGCGCGCCGCCGGCGCACGCGCCCCGCUCGUGGCCCUGGCCCACACGCCCUUGGUCUAGGAUUCACAUAGAUUUUUUAGGGCCUAUAGCAGGUAUGAAAUUCUUGGUAAUUAUAGAUGCAACAUCUAAAUGGAUAGAAUGUUUUAAGAUGGAUCAUACCACGGCCAGUAAAGUAAUAGAAAGACUGAGAGACACUUUUGCUAGGUUUGGUUUACCAAAACAAAUAGUCAGUGACAAUGGGCCACCGUUCUCGAGUUCCGAAUUUUCACAAUUUUGUAAUAAUAAUGGAAUAGAUCAUAUAUUUACAGCUCCGUAUCAUCCUUCUUCAAAUGGAGCCGCAGAGAACGCAGUAAAAGUAUGUAAAAGAGUAAUUAAAAAAGCAAUUAUGACUCGCAUGGACGUAGACACAGCUUUGUAUAGGUUUUUAUUAAUAUAUAGGAACACCUCUCACAAUACUACGGGAGACAGUCCGGCUAAACUGUUGUUAGGUCGAAAUUUACGUACUAGACUAGACUGUCUCAAACCGGAUCGCGAGAAAAGAAUUGGAAAAUUACAAGAAAAACAAGAAAAUAGUGCGGGAGGAGUGAGUAGGGAAGUUAAGGUAGGUGAGGAAGUAUGGUUUAAAAACUAUAAUGACGAUGUACAAUGGAAAAAGGGUAAGGUCAUAGAAAAGUUAGGCGAUACCGAUUAUCGUAUCAGUUUAAAGGACGGACAAUGUAUACAUAGACAUAUUGAUCAACUAAAAAUAUGUAAGGGGUUUGGUGGAUCUGCACAGGACGAUAAAGUAACACAAAGUAAGGAACAGAGAAACCCCGGUUGGUUGUGGUUGCCGGGGGCUGGACCGGCGGAGUGCUCCGCGGCCGGCCCGGGCUCGGCCGCGCCGGCUCCGCGCCCGCCUGCCCCUCAGCUCGCUCCAAGGAGGUAUCCUCUCAGAGAGCGACACCCUCCAACACGAUAUGGCUUUGAAUAAUCCUUAUUGUAUGUAUUUUAGUUAAGAACUAAGUAGUUUAGUUAUUAAGAAAUUGUUUUGUGACUGGCUCCUCUUAGAUAUGUUUACUGUAAAUGUACCUAAAUGUAUUACUUAUUAAUAAAUAUAGACCGACUUAUCUUUAUGUAUACCAUUCAAGUACACACGGAGUCCAGUCACGACACUAGAAAACAUGUAAGACAUAUCUGAUAACGAAAAAGGUUACUGUACUUUAAUUAAAUAUAAUCUCUAGAAUAGUUAGUAAAUAAGGGUGGAGGUAUUGGGUAGUUUACUUAUAAAUAAUAUAA
This is a messenger RNA of Ostrinia furnacalis (Asian corn borer), 4203 nucleotides long. RefSeq lists its product as uncharacterized. Gene Ontology annotation, molecular function: nucleic acid binding. Gene Ontology annotation, biological process: DNA integration. Lineage: Eukaryota; Metazoa; Arthropoda; Insecta; Lepidoptera; Crambidae. The record is from RefSeq and is a predicted model, not a curated record. The coding region runs from base 1295 to 3898 and encodes 867 amino acids. The transcript is spliced from 3 exons.